Molecule: messenger RNA, 2256 nt
Organism: Acanthosepion pharaonis
Lineage: Eukaryota; Metazoa; Mollusca; Cephalopoda; Sepiida; Sepiidae
Source: the annotation of a GenBank genome assembly
AUGUUUCCAAACAUGGUGACUACAGAAUUUUUGACACUCCCUCCAAUUGGUAGAGCCAAAAGUGUUGAUGGAGACAUCUUAGCCAGUCGUAAAAGUAAUGUCAGUCGAUUGGGAUCAGCAAAAAACAAAGGUUCAAAAGAGAAAGAGUCUUUAGAAAAGGAAUCUGCAGUGGAAGAUAAAAAAGAUGAUGGGCCACAAAUGGUUAUUCGUGUUUAUGAUGAAACCAAAGAUGUGGAACAGCAUUUCCAAUGUCCCCGUAGCAUUUUGAUAGAAGAAAUGAAAUAUUUUGGAGAGUAUCUCUCCUCUGAUCCUCAACAUAUCCGUGAGGAUUUUGACAUCUCAGUUCAUUGUGAUGUACAGAUUUUUGAUUGGCUAAUGAAAUAUGCCAAAAGAAACUUGCCUGGAGUUGACAGUGUUCCCAGUAUGGAUUCAAACAACAUUAUAUCUCUUUUGAUUUCCUCGGAUUUCCUCAAGAUGGAUUCACUGGUACAGAAAUGUAUUAUUUACUGCCAUGACCAUAUGUCAGAGAUCUUAAGGGCUCCAAGUAAUAUGAACUGUAUCAAUGACAAACUAUUCUUUUUCUUUCUCUUUUUCUUCUUUUCCUUUCUCUUUUCUUUCUCUUCUUUUUUCUUUUCUUUUUCUUCUCCUUUUUUAUUUUCUUCUCUUUUUUCUUCUUUUCUUUUUCUUCUUUUUCUUUUCUUUUUCUUCUUUUUCUUUUCUUUUUCUUCUUUUUCUUCUUCUCAUUUUUCUUUUCUUCUUCUUUUUCUUUUUUUCUUCUUUUCUUUUUCUUCUUCUUUCCUUUUCCUUCUUUUCUUUUCCCUUUUCUUCUUUUCUUCUUCUUUUUCUUUUCUUUUCUUCUUCUCCUUUUUCUUUUUCUUCUCCUUUUUCUUUUCUUUUUCUUCUUUUUCUUUUUUCUUUUUUUUCUUCUUUUCACUAUUAUGCAAUGAGACUGCAUCAUGCCAUCAAAGUGACACAGGUAUUUUCUUCCUCUUUUUAUUCAUUUCUCUUUUUUUUCUUUUCAUUUUCUUUUACUUUUUUGCUCUUCUUAUUAUUAAGAAUAAAUUAUUUGCCAAGAAAAUAGCACGACUUUUUGAUGCAAGUCAAAAUCCAGAUUCGUUAGAAAAUGCAAUUCAACUUUUCAGAUGUUCCUACUGCAGCAAGUUGCUCAUACCUAAGUAUGCCAAGAGAAUUGAAUGUUUACCAAGCAGGCUAUCAGUCAGCAAAUUCGGUCACAUCAUUUUUUAUCAUGUUCCUGAUGUGACAUUUGAUAUCAACGACUACAUUCUCCAACUGAAGUCAGAGCUUUGCACAUGGCGUAACGUUUACUGGAGACUCUGGGGCACUAUCAAUUACUUGACAUGCACGAGAUGUGAAAGCAAAUUCCCUUGUUACCAACUUGGUCACUGUCACUACCAUCCUGAACACCCCCGUUUCAAUGACGUCAACAAAGAAGACCAUCCGAACUUGACUGGGAUCUACCCUUGCUGUCAUCAGAAAGUGCCAAGGUUUAAUCCCACAAAUUUGGAUAAAGGUUGCAGAGUCCGUGAUCAUAUUGUUAAUCUUUCAACAGGAAUAGAAAACACAACUUCAUCUAUUGCAACUCUGAACCAAAUAUACAAUGACUUACUGUCACAUCGAGAUACAGUGUGUGUGCCUUAUGAAAGAGAAGAUCUUUCAGAAGAAGAAGAGAAAGUAAACGUUUUUGGUAAUGAAGACUUUUUAAAGCAAGCUUCUCCAUCACUGAACUCUGCCUUGUUGAAUCUCAAUGCUGGAGAUGAUGACUACAGAUUAGAUAACUAUAAACUUCAGAACAGACCUCGAUUCAUACAAGAUCCUGACUACGAUAACCAAAUCUGUAGUCCCAUUGACAGUGAUGAUGAAGUAGGUGAUGAUGAAGUAAUUAAAGUUUCAAAAAGGCAGUUUCAAAAAGCACGGAUGAUAGCUGACACCCAGAACAUUUUGCUGGAAACCCCUGAAUUUCAGCCAACUCAAAAAUCAUUGUGGAAUGCACAACGUUCUGUGAGGUAUAACCAGGAUGCCCAGCGCCAAGAAGAUCUCAGAAGAUUGAGAGACAUUGUCUCUUAUUUGACCAAAUUAAGGCUUUCUGCAGACAAAGUGGAAAAGUCAAAAAAAGAGCACCCAGGUGGAGUUUAUGCCCGGAUUGAAAGUCAGUGGAAAAAUAAUGUUUUACAAGCUGGAAAGUCUUUGAAUCAGCAAAUGGUGAGGCCCAAAUUACGAGUUGGAUUAAUGAAAUAA